Pyricularia oryzae 70-15 is the source of this 174-nucleotide messenger RNA. RefSeq lists its product as uncharacterized. Bases 1 to 174 code for a protein of 57 amino acids. The transcript is spliced from 2 exons. NCBI's taxonomy places the organism in Eukaryota, Fungi, Ascomycota, Sordariomycetes, Magnaporthales, Pyriculariaceae. The record is from RefSeq and is a predicted model, not a curated record.
AUGGUCGACCCUGGAAUGACUUUUGCCAGACCUGCAAGUCAGACCGCCUCCCUGCCAAGCAAAAUACUCGCUCGGAUCAGCCAAGCACUUCGGAACCCGGGUGAAUCUGAGCCUUGCCUUGUGGUCAGUCAGCAAACCUUCAUUGCCCUGUUCACCAGACAACUGGCGAUGUAA